This is a messenger RNA of Macrosteles quadrilineatus (aster leafhopper), 1092 nucleotides long. RefSeq lists its product as uncharacterized. Bases 113 to 1024 code for a protein of 303 amino acids. The record is from RefSeq and is a predicted model, not a curated record. The transcript is spliced from 12 exons. NCBI's taxonomy places the organism in Eukaryota, Metazoa, Arthropoda, Insecta, Hemiptera, Cicadellidae.
CAUUCAGUUGGUGGUGCAAUUACACGGGAAUGGCGAAUUUUUAACUUUAUAAACUAGUUAUUUUGCCUGGUAUUAGUUGGAGUGAAUUUCAAUCAAUUUCAUCAUCUCCAACAUGAAGCUAGUGCAUCAUGUUCUUGUGGUGUACGUGUUGGCAUUGCUACAACGGGAGACUGUUGCAAUAGAUGGAGAAGAAGCCGCACAUCCAGAGUGGGAAACGAUUGACAUACCCGACACAAUAAAGAAUGACAGACAACCUGGACUUGGCACUUGGCGAGCUUAUGCUAAGGGAAACGCUUUUUGGAAGGUUGAAGUUGACGAAAUACGUACACAGAUACAGUUUCACAAUCGGCACGAAAUCUACAAGGGCAAAAAUAUUGUACUUUUAAUCUAUGAAUCUGGCAAUUCACCUAUUGAAUUGAAGAUGAAGGCUGCGGCCGAGUUUGCCAGACACAAAGUAAGAAACGGCAUUGUGUUGAUUUUGCGGAAAGACAUUGUUCACGAUGAUUACAUUGAUAGGUUGGAUCCCAUGACUAAAGAAAUCUUUGCUCAGGAUGGAGCUAAUCUUUAUUUUGAAAUGGAAAAUAAGAUACAAAUUUUCGAUGUUGUUAAUAAGGACGACUUGGAGAAGAGACAUGAGACAUACAGAGGCGGAAGUAUAUUUACUAUAUACUACGAAAAGGAUGAUGAUGUCCGGGUUGGGGAGUAUCAGCAAUUUCAGUAUGGUCCUCUAAAAGAAUAUGUGAGUUUUUGGAAUAAAUUAACCGGUUCGUUAUACACAAAAUCAGUCUUUCUCAAAGUACAAAAGGAAUCUGUUCUCAAAGGUGACACCGAGUUUUUUCAGAAAAUAUGCAAAGGAAAAGGGGAGCCAAAGCAAUACCCUGUGGUGUACAUGGAAGCAGAUAGAAAAUUGCGUUUCAUAACUUACUUAGAGGAGGGUUGGAAACUUGGGCCAGUGCUGAAUGAUUGUGCAAGACAAAAUAGGAACGAUCCACUCCAAAAACCGGAUAAACCAAAAAAUGGAUAAACAUAAAUAAAACAUUCUUGAUUUGUUUAUUUUACCUUUUCAUAAUUACUAAAUAACAUAUAUAUUUA